Messenger RNA from Stylonychia lemnae, 2685 nucleotides. The record is from the annotation of a GenBank genome assembly. NCBI's taxonomy places the organism in Eukaryota, Ciliophora, Spirotrichea, Sporadotrichida, Oxytrichidae.
AUGAUGUUCACUUCUUCCUACAAGAGGUAUCCAUUGGAAAUGUAACUUCUGCAUACGGAUUAAUUGGGUAAUAAAGCGAUUGUUAGCGUAUUUUUUGACAUCGGGGAUUUCUCAUCUGACUUUUUGUCUAAUAUUGGCUUUGAUCCCUAAAACAAUCCUAAAACAGCAGAGCAGCUAAGAGAUUUAGUUGAAAACUAGGAACUAUUGCUGGAAAACUCUAUACUUAAUCUCAAGUCAUUAAUCGACGAGCCAGAGGAGUAUUUGAUGUACGAAGGAAGUAUGACUGAACCUAACUGUGAAUCAAGCGUCAUGUGGAUUCUUCUAGCAUAAACCAUAUCACUUUCCAAGGAUCAACUUGAUUAUUUCCCAACCAGGUUAUUGUCUUAGUACAGAUAAAUUAAGGCAAGAUAAAAUAGAAAGGUAUCUUUAGUUUUGAAAAAUCAUGCUAAAGUGAAAGAGCAUUAGGAGUUGCAAGCAAAGCCUGUUGAGGAGGCUGAAACUUUAUACUCUAAUCUUGAAAUUUAGUAGCCAGCAAAGACUAUUAAUGGAUUAGUAAUCGAUCAUCCUAAUGGUAUUAUGAUCCCAAAGAAAUUCACAAAAUCUCAAAAAAGCAGUGAAAUUGAUAAAUUGUCAAUUAAAGAGCUAGGAAAAUCUGUUAGUGAAGGUCUAAUUAAUAAUAAUGAAGAUAUUUAGGCUGAUAAAUCAGUCGUUUAAAAUUAGGAAACUAAAAGUUAGGACUAAGCUAAAUUAGAUUAGGCAUUAUCCCAGAAAUCUAAUUAAAAUAACAAUUAUGCUGAAAGGUAUCACAAAGAAACUGAGGCUGAUGAAUUAUUUAACGAUUUUAUGAACGAUUUCUUUACACCUUCGACUUCAUCAACUUCAAAAUCUUCUAAAUCAUUUAUACAGAAUUCUUUAAAUUCUCAGGUAAAAGCAGCUUCCAACCUCACAACUUAAGAAUUUAUAGACUAAAAAUAAGAUUUGUUGCAAACUAGUGUAUAUAAAUAAGGAAUGAAGAAGCUUCUUAACAAUGAUAUUUUUAAGUAGGUUGAGUAAACAGUUAAAGCAAUUUAAAAUUCAUUCUUAGAAAGCUCAAAGAAUAAAAAUGAUGUCUAAAGAUUCACUUCAAACUACAACUAUAAAACUAACAAACAAGCCUAUUCUAGUUUUUUCAAGAAAAGCUCUCAGGAUUAGUUGGCUGUUCCUUAGCAGUCUAAAUUGGAAAAAUUCAACGACAAAAUUAUUGAUGAAAUGUUGGAUAGAUACAACAGCAACCAUGAAGUAUCAUCUAAACUUAAUGAGUAACUAGCUAAAAAUAUUGGCUCUUCAGCUUCUAAUGUUUUCGACGUUAAAUUUAAUGAUAUACACAUUGAAAAAUCAGUCAAUUAAACAUUGCACGGUGUUAAUAAACAAACUGAUGUUUUUAAUGAGAAUUAGAUGGAUCUAAUUAGAAAUAACUCUUUUUAGUUUGCAGGUGAUAUACUUGAAUAAAAACUUAAUAAUCAAAUGCUGAUUAAGCAAGACAGUCUAUAAAAUAGAGUUGCUGAUGAGGAUUAUUAAAGGUACCAUGCGAAUGUUAUAGUUGAUAAUGAUGCUCUGCUUAAGGAUAAAUCAUUCCAUGAUUCUUUAAAAUAGUCAAUUGUCAACAAAGUCAUUGAUCAAUUUCAAAGAAAGAUUGAAGAGGAGAGAAGAAAUACCAUACAUAAUGAUGCUUCUGACUCUUUAAUUGCUGCAAGCAAUUUAAGUUCUUUAUAUAAAUAAGACUCUCAAAAUUAAGCAAUUUUGACUUCCUUUUCUGAUUUCACAGACUUGCAAGAGGAUUAAUUAUCUACAUCCAAAUGGAUUGCUAAUCAAGCAGUAGUAGAUUCAGAUCCAUAGUAGAUUCUUGAAGUAAAGACUAACGAAAGAAUUAAAGUAAAGCCAGAUUAUGACUCAAUGAUUAAGAGAGGAGACAAUAAGUACAAUGGUUUAUUAAAAUUUAAUAAUAGUUCUCACCUAGCUCAACUAAGUGAUGCUUUAGAAAUUGAACUUAGGCGAUAGCUAGUUAGAGAUGAAUUCUAUGAUGGUCACUGGGAUGAUUCAACAUUGAUUGAAACUAAACAAGAACUUAUAGGAAAUAUUAUAGAUGAAUUAAGACCACAACUAAGGAUGAAAUCUGCAGAUGUUAUCCCUCUUAAGCAAAAUGAUAUUCAAGUCAAAUAACAAAAUAUUGUGUAGCGAAUACAGCUAAAAACUGGAUAAAAUCAAUCUCCUAUCAAUCUGAAUGGUAACUUCUUUAAUGAAAUGCCAGAUUAAGAAAUACAGUUUGGAAUGUUUGACAAACCCCAAGGACAAGCGAAAUUGAAGAAAAAUAAAGACACAGGGAUGCUUUUCUUUGAGGGCUCUUGGGGAUCAAUCAAAUAUUUAGGUUAACAGUUUACGAUGUAUGGAUUCUAUUUGCAUCUUCCAUCUGAACAUACAUUGAUUGAGAAUGAUUUGGAAUAGACAAUGAAAUAAUCUUAUCAUGUAAGAUAUGAAGGUAGUUUGACCUAUGCACCAUGCACUGAAAAUGUAACCUGGUUUAUUGUCCUUGAUAAAUUUACCAACAUAAGCAAAAUGUAAUUAGAGGAUUUGAAAAUCCUAUCUGGAAAGCAAAAUAAUGCUAGAGAUGUACAAUAAUUGAAUGGAAGAGAUCUCUAUAUUUCUUGA